Messenger RNA from Arxiozyma heterogenica, 858 nucleotides. It is a transcript of the gene FPY1, whose product is annotated as flavin adenine dinucleotide pyrophosphatase. The transcript has a single exon. Bases 1 to 858 code for a protein of 285 amino acids. NCBI's taxonomy places the organism in Eukaryota, Fungi, Ascomycota, Saccharomycetes, Saccharomycetales, Saccharomycetaceae. The record is from RefSeq and is a predicted model, not a curated record.
AUGAUUAGUGUUGUGCAAAGUUUAAGAAUGAGUAAAAUCAGUGCUGCAUGUAUUAUUAUUGGUGAUGAAGUGUUAAAUGGGAAGAUCAUUGAUACUAAUUCUCGUUUUUUCGCCAAGUACUGUUUUAAUCUCGGGAUUAAGUUGAAAGAAAUAAUCACAAUCGGAGAUGAUGAAGAUCAAAUUGUCGAAACUGUAAGUAAAUUAUCCAAAAAAUAUCAUUUUAUCAUAACCACAGGGGGAAUAGGAAGUACACACGAUGAUAUAACGUAUGCAGCAAUAUCUAAAAGUUUUGGCUUGCCUUGUGUACUUAAUGAAGAAUUGAAAAAAAGAAUGCAAGAAAAACAAAAUCCUGAGAGUAGGUUAGAUAAACAAGCGUUAAAAGAUUAUUAUAAAAUGGCUACAUUACCUUCUGGUAGUAACGUCAAAAACUAUUAUGUUUCAGAUGAUCUAUGGGUACCAAUUUGUUCCAUUAAUCAACAAGUGUUUAUAUUCCCAGGUAUUCCACAACUAUUUGAAAAAAUGUUAACUUUUUUUACACCAAUCUUGAAAGAUUUGUUUCAUUUAACUACUGAUCGUAAUGAAUAUGUUAGAUAUUUUGUUAAGACAAAAUUAACUGAAUCACAAAUUUCUCAUCGUUUGAAAUUAUACCAGGAACAGUCAGAAAAAAUAUCUCCAGAGAUUAAAAUUGGUUCAUAUCCUCAUUAUGGUAUGGGCUUCAACACUAUAAGUAUCCUUGGGGAAAAGAAGCAUGAUAAUUUUCUUCGUUCUAUCGUGGAUCGUGCUAUUAUUGAGUUAGAAGGUGAAAAGAUCUCAAGUGAGUUGGAAGAUAGUUAUUCCAAUAAUAGAAUUUUAAAUUAG